UAGUAAGCACUCUUGAAAUGUUUGAGUUAUUGAAGACACAAUGGAUCUAUUAUGACAUCACCAGGACUGGAAUACCAUGGUUAACAACCAAUUAGUGACAGGGUAGACCACAAACUCUGGGAGCAGGAAAGACCUCUUCCAGCUUCCUCGUGGAUAUUAUCAUUUGCCUAUACUCAGUGAAGAGAAGAAAUAAAAGAAAAUCACUCAACUUUUCAAUAUAGUUAUCAAAAUGCAAAGUGGGAUAGACACUGAAUCUGAAUCAGAAAAAGAAAUAGUGGAUUCCACCAUCACGUCCAUAAAAGCCCUAUAUAAAUCAGAGGUCCCUAAGCUGGAGAUCCCACUGGCAGUACAGAAUGUCAUCUCUAGAAUUGAGCACGCACAGCUUUGUCGAGCCAGAGAGGACAUUAAUAUGCAGCUGGCUGACAUACUGCUCAAUGUGCAGCGAAUAAUCAAUCGCUACACUGUUGAUGAGAAUGUGCACUCCGGAAGGAAAAUCUCCCUUCCAGAACAUAAGAAAUGGAGAAUAAAUUUCCUGGAUAAAAUAGUUACUUAUGCUAAGAACAGUGAAAUUAGAGAAAAGACUCUUUUGCACAUCCUGGUCUGGUUGGAAGAAUGGAAUGCCAUUUUGUCUGAGAUGACUGCAAUUGAUAUUGAGGAACACCAUCACUGGAUAGCAAAAAUGGAGUUUUUACCAGAAAUGUACAAAGCUAUUGAGAGCAAUGUCAAGAUACUGAGUAGAAUUAGUGUAUCUUUAUUUGAAGAAAAGAAGAGACAAAAGAAAAAAAUAACAUCUAGAGGUACUCUAUGGAAAUCUUGGAAAGAAAGGGUUAUAAAGCGACCUGCAACAGCUCAUGCUUUAAGACCAGAUCAGAUGAUUAGUGAUGAAUUUGCAACAAACACAAAAGUUUCAGAAAUCCAAGAUAUGCUACAGGAACUCAUAAACACUGCAAUGUUCAAUAAAUUGGAAAACAAUGCUAUUAAAUAUAUAUCAUCAACAAUAGUAAACCUUUCUAAAGCUUUGAAUACACUAAAUGAUGAAGUAAAAGUUUUUAUCCUCCAAAGUGCUAAUAUGUAUACAAAUGAGACAAGUGAAAAAGAAAAAGAGCUCUCUCUGAAAAUAAUACGAGAUCUCAGUGAACAAAAUGAAAUACUUCAGCAGAAACUUCAAGAUGCAGAAGAAAAAUAUGAACAAUUUAUUCAGUCCAAAGGUAUUGUAGAGCAACAACUACCUACAGCAUUACCCACAUCAACCUUGAAAGCGUUGCCUGAGCUUUCUCCACAAUCAUCCAUUGCCAUUAGCAAAACUGACAUAGAAGACAGUAUGGAAAAUAUUUUGGCUAAAGAAUUUGAAAACAUUAUAGACAAGGCCCAAACCCAAGAGACCAAAGCCUUGGGGAUCCAGUGGGACUCAGCAUUUUCAUAUACAGCCCCAGCUGAAAUGACCCCAGAUUUAAUUGAACAGCAAUACCCUUUACCUGAAAAAAACCAAAAAGAGUCUUCUGAAGGUAUCACUGAAGCUAAGGUGUCACUGAAGAAAGAUGAUGACCAGUAUCAAUCACAAAAGAAAAAGCAAAUUAAAGGCUCAUCUAUGGAUGAGACCUCUGGAUCACAUCUGAGUGAUGAUAAAGGUAAACAGAAAGAGACCAAACUUGAUCAUGACUUGGAGCUACAGGCACUGGAAAAGAAUAGAAAAGAAAUGAAAUCCUUUUCUGAAGCCAAACCAAAGUCAUUCGCAGAAUCAAAAAGUCGCUAUGUCCCUACUGAUUACCCUUCUACUGACACAAAAAGACAAAGUGGCAAAAGUGGAACAGGUAGUAUGUGGGAAAGACUCAGGAAGGUCAAACCUGAAUAUUCACAUGACAAAAGCCAGAUUUCUUCAGAGAAUAAAGAAGAGCCCACCACUGAGUCAAUGGACAAAGAGAGCAAAAGUGAGAUGAGUAGCCAAGCAGAGCAAUUCAGAUUGACUGAACUUGGUUAUUCCUCUGAGAAAAUGAAAACAAAAGGGAAGAAACAUCAGAUCUCUCCAAGAACCACCACAAGCAAAGAGGGAAAAACUGAGGAUAUCAUAGUCUUAGCCAAGAAAUUCAAGUCUCCUGAACUUGUUAAAUCACAAUCUAGGAUAGCAAAAGAGACUUCAGAAUCUACAAGAGUUCUAGAAAGCCCAGAUGGCAAAAGUGAAGAGAGUAACCUAGAAGAAUUUCAAAAAGCUAUAAUGGCUUUCCUAAAUGAGAAAAUUGAUAACAUAGGAAAGCCUUUGGAUAAAAAGGCUGUGCCAAAAGAGGGGUUAUUAUUAAAAACAGCAGAGGUCGAAAAAUUAGAAAUCAUAAAGGCAAAAAUUGAAGAAUACUUCCAAACUGUGGCUGAAACUGUGGCAAAAAUCUUGAGAGAAUACAAAGAUAUACAAAAUGCAGGACAAGUUGGAGAGAAACCUAUGAAACGAAAAAAGGAAGUCUCAUUUAUGCCAGGAUUGCAUUUUCAGAAGCCAAUUAGUGCAAAGGCUGAAAUUAGCACCUUACUCUCAUCUAAGAGCAUGGACCCAUUAAUUGACAAUUUAAUACAAAUGAUCUUGACUGAAAUAGAAGGUGAAAGAGAUGCUCUAGUAGCCUCAACAGUAGGGAGAGACCACAAGGAAAAGGAAAAACAGAGGUGGGAUGAAUAUUUGCAAGAAGGUCAAGAAAAAGUAUUUGGUGAGGGUCUCAAACACCAUUUGCAAGAGGAAGGGAGUUUCUGGAAGAAGAGCCAUGAGCUGAUAAGUAAAAAAUUGGAGAAGGAAGAGUCAUGGCUCCAAAUGAAGGAGAGAAAGCAAAGGCAACAGAAGCAGAAAUGGUGGCAGGAAGAGGAAGCAUGGAAGGAACAACAAAAACAGACUGAGCAAGAUGACGAGCAAAUGCAAAGAAAAGAGAAAGAAUAUCAGAAGCCAAAACAGCAGCAGCUGGAGGCAUGGAAUCAAGAAAUGGAAGAACAAUUGGUACCCCUGGAGGAGGAGGAGGAGGAGCAGAUGAGGCCAGUUCAGAAGGAACUGAGACACCCGAAGCUAGAAAUAAAUAGGGAGAAAGAAGAGAAGCAGAAGCCAAGGAGAAACAUAGAAGACCAUGGAAGGCAGAAGCAGAAAAAGACAAAGGAUCAGAGGAAGAUCAAUGAGAAAAAUUCUGACACACUAGAAAAGAUGCUCAUCCAAACUUCAGUGACAGUGUCUCCCAAAUGGAAGAGCAUACCGAAAGUAGCAUCCCAGUUACACCAAAGAAAAGUGUUCCAUGGACAUCUGAAGACAUUAGAAAAUUUUGCUGACGGAAAGCACCCUAUACCAAUCACUCCUUCUCCAUCGACACAAUCGCCAUCACCUGGGGCCUUUCCAAUUUCUGGACAGUCUCCCACAAAGACCCUCACUCUAACUCCUCAACAGGCCCAGGAACUGGAGAUCACUAUCACCCCUCAAAAGGCCAAAGAACUAGGCAUCACUGUGGCCCCAGAACAGGCCCAGGCACUGGGGAUCAGUCUUACCCCUGAGCAGGCCCAGGAAAUGAGCAUCACUGACACUCUUCAAAAGGCAUUGGGGAUCACUGUCACUCCUCAACAGGCUCAGGCACUUGGGAUCCCUCUCACUCCUGAGCAGGCCCAGGCACAGGGGAUCACUCUCACCCCUCAGCAGGCACAGGCCUUGGGAAUCACUCUCACCCCUGAGCAGGCCCAGGCACUCAGGACCACUGUCACUCCUCAGCAAGCCAAGGCACAAGGGAUCACUCUCACCCCUCAGCAGGAACAGGCACUGGGGAUCACUUUCAUACCUGAGCAGACCCAUGAACUGGGGUUCACCUUCACUGAUAAGCAGGCACAGGCACAUGGGAUCACUCUCACCCCCAAGCAGGCCCAGGAAUUGGGGAUCACCCUCACUUAUGAGCAGGCCCAGGCACUGGGGACCACUGUUAUUCCUCAGCAAUCUCAGUCACAGGGGAUCACGCUCACCCUCGAGCAGGCCCAUGAACUGGGGUUCACCUUCACCGAGGAGCAGACCCUGGCACAGGGUAUCACACUCACCCCUGAGGGGGUCAAGGCACCGGACAUUACUGUCACCCCUGACCAAGUACAGGAAAUGGGGAUCACUGUCACCCCUCAGCAGGCACAGGCACUGGAGAUCAUGGUCACUCCUGAGCAGUCACAGGCACAGGGCAUCACUCUCACUUCUGAGCAGGCCCAGACACAGGGGAUCACUCUUACCCCUGAGCAGGCACAGGCAGGGGGGAUCACUCUAACAUCUCAGCAGGCCCAAGCACUGGGAAUCACUCUGAGCCCUGAACAGGCCCAGACCCAGGGGAUCACUCUCACCCUUGAGCAGGCCCAGGCACUGGGGAUCACUCUGACCCCUCAGCAGGCACAGGCAGGGGGGAUCACUCUCAUCCCUCAGCAGGCCCAGGCAAUCACUCUGACCCCUCAGCAGCCCCAGGCACUGGGGAUCACUCUCACCCAUGAGCAGGCACAGGCACAAGGGAUCACUCUCACCCCUGAAAAGGCCCAGGCACAGGGGAUCACUCUCACCCCUGAGCAGGCCCAGGCACAGGGGGUCACUCUCACCCCUGAGCAGGCACAGGUACUGGGGAUCACUCUGACCCCUCAGCAGGCACAGGCAAUCACUCUGACCCCUCAGCAGGCCCAGGCACAGGGGAUCACUCUGACCCCUGAGCAGGCCCAGGCACAGGGGAUCACUCUGACCCCUGAGCAGGCCCAGGCAGGGGGGAUCACUCUCACUCCUCAGCAGGCCCAGGCACAGGCGAUCACUCUGACCCCUGAGCAGGCCCAGGCAAAAGGGAUCACUCUCACCCCCAAAAAGGCCCAGGCACAAGGGGUCACUCUGACCCCUGAGCAGGCACAGGCACAAGGGAUCAGUCUCACCCCUGAAAAGGCCCAGGCACAGGGGAUCACUCUCACUCCUGAAAAGGCCCAGGCACAGGGGAUCACUCUCACCCCUGAGCAGGCCCAGGCACAGGGGGUCACUCUGAUCUCUCAGUGGGCCCAGGCACGGGGGAACACUCUCACCCCUGAAAAGGCCCAGGCACGGGGGAUCACUCUGACCCCUCAGCAGGCACAGGCACUGGGGAUCACUCUGACCCCUCAGCAGGCACAGGCACAAGAGAUCACUCUGACCCCUGAACAGGCACAGGCACUGGGGAUCUCUCUCACCCCUGAGCAGACCCAGGCACAGGGGAUCUCUCUCACCCCUGAGCAGACCCAGGCACUGCGGAUCACUCUGACCCCUCAGCAGGCACAGGCAGGGGGGAUCACUCUCACCCCUCAGCAGGCCCAGGCAAUCAAUCUGACCCCUCAGCAGGCCCAGGCACAGGGGAUCACUCUCACCCCUGAAAAGGCCCAGGCACAGGGGAUCUCUCUCACCCCUCAGCAGGCCCAGGCACAGGGGAUCACUCUCACCCCUGAGCAGGCCCAGGCACAGGGGGUCACUAUGACCCUGGAGCACACCCAGGCACGGGGGAUCCCUCUCGUCCCUGAGCAGGCCCAAGCCCAGGCAAUCACUCUGACCCCUCAGCAGGCCCAAACACAGAGGAUCACUCUGACCCCUGAGCAGGCCCAGGCACAGGGGAUCUCUCUCACCUCUGAGCAGGCCCAGGCACUGGGGAUCACUCUGACCCCUCAGCAGGCACAGGCACGGGGGGUCACUCUGACCCCUCAGCAGGCACAGGCAAUCACUCUGACCCCUCAGCAGGCCCAGGCACAGGGGAUCACUCUGACCGCUGAGCAGGCCCAGGUACUGGGGCUCACUCUGACCCCUCAGCAGGCACAGGCACAGGCACAGGGCAUCACUCUCACCCCUGAGCAGGCACAGGCACUGGGGAUCUCUCUCACCCCUGAGCAGGCCCAGGCACAAGGGAUCACUCUGACCCCUCAGCAGGCCCAGGCACGGGGGAUCACCGUGACCCUUGAGCAGGCAGAGGCACUGGGGAUCACUCUCACCCCUGAGCAGGCACAGGCACUGGGGAUCACUCUCACUCCUGAGCAGGCACAGGCACUGGGGAUCACUCUCACCCCUGAGCAGUUCAAGGCAUUGGUGGUCACCCUCAGCCCUGAGAAAUGCCAGGGCUUGGGUUUCAUACACACCCUUGAGAAAGUUCAUGCAUGGGAGUCUCCUCUCACUGCAUCACAGGCCCAGAAAUUGGGUGUCCCUAUCACUCCAGAAAAUGCCUGGGUCUCAGCUGUCACUCUUACCCCUGAACAGACCCAGGCUUUCGGUGCCCCUCUCUCCUUAGAACAGGCUCAAGCAUUAGGUAUUUCUCUCUCUCCAGAACACUUCUGGGAAUCAGAUAAAUCAGACAAAUCCCAUGUCUUAGGAUUUCCCCUUACCCUUGAGCAAGUCCAGCCUUUGGGAGCUCCCUUCAUUCCAGGACAAUCCCAUCCCAUGGGGGUAGAUGACCUAAAAUCAAGAGCACCUCUCAUUAAUGAACAGCUCUCACCACUUGGGGUCCAUCCUCUUUUAGAACAUACCCUGAAAGUUGGGAUUGUGCCUGUUACUGAUAAAUCUGUCACACCAAGUGCUCCUCACAUUUCUAAGAAGUUACCCACAUUGGAUCCUUCCAGUCUUAGAUCACUUCAAAAAUUGAAGGCUUCUGUCCUUCCUAGGCAAUCCCCAGCAUCUGCUGCUAUUGCUGAGAAAUCCUCUGCAUUGGAGGUCUCUCCUAUUCCUUUGCAGAUAUCACACUCUCCUCUCUCCCAAAUCCCUGGUAAAUCACUAGGAGUGAGAAUUCGUUCUGAGCCUGGGAAACUCCUUGCACCACAGACUUUUCCUUCCUCUAAACAGACCCUGUUUUCUAAAGGUCAAUCCACCUCUGUUGAGUUUGUAGCACCAGAGGUCCCACUGACUCCUGAGAAAUUUCCCAUAGCUGAGACCCUGCCAACUUUAGGGCAGCCUCUUACACUGGAGACCCUUCUCGGCCUUCAGCAGUUCUUUUCCUCUUGGGGCUCUAGGACUCCUCAGCUACCUCUGAUAUCAGAAGCCCCUCUGGUCUCCAGGCAGCCCCUUAUAUCUGGAGUCCCACUCACCUCUGCACAGAUUCCUGAUCUCUUGGCUCCUCUUUCUCCUAGGAAGCCCUUGGUUCCUGGAACCUCUUCCAUCCAUGGGGAGCUCCUGGAACCUAGACCCUUAACACUCUCUGAGCAGCCCCAGGCAUUCCAGCCCGCUGCUACCUGUGAGCAAUCUCACUAUCUACAAGCCUCUUCUCCCCUUGGGCAGCGUCAAGCUUCCCCACUGUGGAUCCCUCCCACCCCUGGGCAUCUUCCAACAUUAUGGACCUCUCCAACUCCUGGAAGGCCCCUGAAAGAUUUGUCCUCUUCUGUCUCCAAGAAAAGUAAGGAAAGAUUGGCAAUUAUUUCUUCUCUGAAACCUAAUUCAGCAUUUGUUCAUCCCAGUGCUACUGAUUUCAAGGUAACUCAAGCCCCUUUCACCACUAAGAAGUUCCAAAUAUCAGAGGCGUCUGACACUUUGGAAGAAAUCCCGAUAUGCCAUGAUCCUAUUGCCAUGGAACAAUUUAGAACAUUUCAGUCCUAUCUCACCAAUUACAAGACACCAGUAUCACAAACCCCUUACAUUCCGACUCUCAUGAAGCCUAUAACAUCACUACCCUCUCUUACGACUAAACUACCCAAAACAUCACAGAUCUCAUCUUCUGAAUGGGACCAGAAAUCCAAGUUCUCCCCUAUAGACAAGUCCUGGAUACUGACUUCAGUUUCAGGUACCAAGAAACCCAAGAUGCUAGUGCCCCCUUCCACUCCCCAAGAGCUCAAAGAGCAGAGAUAUUUUGUUGAUGUAGAGGCUCAGAGAAAGAACCUGAUACUCUUAAAUCAGGCCACAAAAGCUUCUGGACUUCCUUCACAACUACACACAACAGCUAGGAAUCUCAUAAUUGAGACACUUCAUACGGACACAGUUCGGCUGGGAUACUUAUUCCGCAAGUACAUUGCUUACAGGCUGAUCCAGCGUGCAAGAAACAACCUAAUCAGGCGAUUACAAGUGAUCAAAAACACCGGGAAAGGUUAUGAAACCCGGAACCUCUACAUAAUGCUGAGCAGAAUUGAUGAGUACCAGAAAAAGGUGAUGCAGGUCUGGACCAACAAGCAGAAGUCUUUAGAGCAGAAACGGAAUCAGUGCCUGAGGAAAAUGAUAUUCCUAUUUAGCCAGCUUCAACAGACGUAUAAAUUGAGUCUUAGUCAACCUAUCCCUUGCAUCAUCGACAAAAAGCAGAUACCUGCCUCUACCAAAUCUGUUCAACAAUCAUUCCUAGAGCUGCUAAUAGAAGAAGACAGAAAGUCUGACACAUUGAAGAAAUUUCGACAAGAAGACCAAAUGGAAGCCAUCUGGAAUGCUGAUCUGUCGACUUCAAGCUACCCAGUAACAGAGAAGACAUCAAUACAUUCACUCUGGGCCCAGCUGGGUGGGUACCCAGAUAUUCCUAUGCUACUCCAGUUAGAUGUUCAAUCUACCUUCAGAAAAUCUCUUGGAUCCAUUAAAUCACAGUUUAAGAAGAUUCCCAAGUGACUGUAAAAUUAAAUACAAGCAUGUUGAAAGUAAAUUUCAAAGUUACAGUAGAA
Neofelis nebulosa (Clouded leopard) is the source of this 8589-nucleotide messenger RNA. RefSeq names its product family with sequence similarity 186 member A (gene FAM186A). The transcript has 8 exons. Lineage: Eukaryota; Metazoa; Chordata; Mammalia; Carnivora; Felidae. Bases 230 to 8536 code for a protein of 2768 amino acids. The record is from RefSeq and is a predicted model, not a curated record.